Oreochromis niloticus (Nile tilapia) is the source of this 3693-nucleotide messenger RNA. It is a transcript of the gene nrgnb, whose product is annotated as neurogranin (protein kinase C substrate, RC3) b. The coding region runs from base 146 to 2722 and encodes 858 amino acids. Lineage: Eukaryota; Metazoa; Chordata; Actinopteri; Cichliformes; Cichlidae. The transcript has 9 exons. Gene Ontology annotation, molecular function: calmodulin binding. The record is from RefSeq and is a predicted model, not a curated record.
CGUUGGUUUGGGGUUGCUGCCAGUUUUUAGGUAUCCACUGUGACUAAUUCAUAAAAAAAUUUUGUUAAGGUUUCUGGUAUUCUGAAGUCAGUUAAUGAGAGUCGGUUAGAGCUAGUUGUCACAGACGUUAGUGCCCCCUUAAAAAAUGGCAGUACCGUUCUCAAACACUCACCUGCGGGUCCCGCGAGGAUUUGGUACCAUUCUAGAGGGACUGACCCGAGAAGUCCUACGAGACCAGCCUGAAGACAUCCCCAAAUAUGCCGCGCAGUACUUCGAAGCUCUUCUCAAAGAAAGAGAAGAGAGUGGCAUGGACCCUGCCGAGUGGGCUGCUAAACUGGAAGAUAGAUUCUACAACAACCAUGCGUUCAAGAAACCUGAGGAGGAGGAAAUUGUGGACAUCAUGGACAUCCCCCUGGAUGAUCCCGAGGCCAACAGGGCUGCUGCCAAAAUUCAGGCGGGCUUUCGUGGCCACAGGAAUCGUAAGAAGCUGAAACCAGAGGACAAAGAAGAAGGAGAGAAGGAGGAGUGCAGCCAGCCCCAGAAGGAAGAGGACAUCGUGGGCAUCAUGGACAUCCCUUUGGAUGAUCCUGAGGCCAACAGGGCUGCUGCCAAAAUUCAGGCUGGCUUUCGUGACCGCAUGAAUCGUAAGAAGCUGAAACCAGAGGGCAAAAUAGAAGAGGAAAAGGAGGAGGGCAGCCAGCCCCAGAAAGAGGAGGACAUUGUGGACAUAAUGAACAUCCCCCUGGAUGACCCUGAGGCCAACAGGGCUGCUGCUAAAAUUCAGGUGGGCUUUCGUGGCCACAUGGAUCGUAAGAAGCUGAAACCAGAGGACAAAAUAGAAGAGGAAAAGACUAACACUUCAAAAGAAACGGCAACAGAGGUGACCGUUUCCGAAGAAAAAUCAUUUGAGUCCCGUAUUGAAGACGAAUCAAGUCAUUCAGAUGAAAUCUCGCAACCUAAUAUCUCAGAAAAGACUGAAAACACAGGCAAUGAAGAGUCAGUCUACAGGUUCCCAACUGCAGCUGCACAGUCAGAGGAACCGAGUGGCACAGACAAGCACAGCAAUCCAGCAGUAACUGUAUUUGAUCAAGUUGACAGGGCGGCUAAUGAAACGGAUAGCAUCCCUGUUCCAGACCAAAAUAUACCUCACUCAGAGUUAGAGCCCACUGACUUGUCAUCAUUCAGAGGGCUGUCAAAUGUGGAUGUGUGUGCUCUGGAGUUAAGAGCAUCAGAAGAUGAGGAAGGUAACAAACGAGGACCGGCAGUUGCACACGAGGAGCUUGUUGAUUCAGGAGAAGAGGAAAAUACUGAAGUUGUAGAGCCAGUGGAAGUCAUUCAGUAUUCUGGCCUAGCUGAUGUGGAUGUGUGCGCUGCAGAGCUUGAAGGAACAGAGGGAACAAUGAAAGGAGCAACUGCUGAGAAUGUUACACAUGUUACUGAAGAAAAUCUAAAACACCAGCCGGAGGACAUUCUUGUAAAAUCGUCAGUGGCUCAAGCUGAAAUCACUGAGAACAACCGAGAACAAGCAGCGGAUCAGCCAGACAAAGCCAAAGAGGAAAGAACAGAGACUGAAGCUUAUUCUGGGGAGACUCAUGAAAGUUUAGCUCAUAGCAGGCGUAGCUUAGAUGGUAAUGUUAUUCCAAAGGAGGAUUCUUUGGUUGAAAUUAGCUUUGAAGAUGUUCCAGAAGCUCAGCAGAUUAGUGAGGCUGCGGGGAAACAGCCAGAGGAACAGAGUUCAAUAGAUGCCUUACAGAUGGACGUAUUAGAAAUACGAGAGAAGGAAGAGUCAGAGGAUCUUACUGCAAUUACAACUGGCCACUAUGUUGCUGAUACACAAGACAGCCAUAAACAUGAAGCUGAAAAGGGAGUUAACAGGGCCAAAUGGACAGAUGACCUCAAUUUAAGUGAUGAUGAUGAUGAAAAGGAAAAAGGUGAAGACACCAGCUCAUUAAAUCAGCAUAGCACAGAGGCAGAAAAAGAGAACCAAGAGUAUGAAACCAAUCCUGCAAUUGAAAAUAAUGAGCUGCUAAGUGAGGCCAUAUUUCUCAAGAGUGAGGAUUCAGAAAAAGAGACAGAUGACCCUGAUUUCAAAGAAGGUCAUGUGACAGAUGUGGUUGGAGGAGAUAUCGAAGAAACUUACAAGAAGGUUUACAGUAAGACAAGGGAUCAGGAAAUUAAUGAUGGUGGGGCGGAAAAUAAUUCAUCACAAGUAACCCAGUCAAAUACAUCAAUGGCUAGAAUGGGGGCAGAGAGAGAAGUCUUUGAGGAGAGAGCGCAACAUCAACCGGAGGAGAACGAGGAGAGUCAGAGAACACUUGUAUGGUCGCAGCCAGAGGACACAGUGGAAGAAAAAGAGGUCACAUCAAAGGAAGGAGAGGAACUUGGAGAGGGGAUGACUGACUCUGAAAUACAAGAGAAAAGUGCCACGAUGCAAGAGGAGGAGAACAUCACGCUCCCUCACAGUGCAGAUUGGGCUGCUGAUGUCCACCAAGGAGAAGAAGGGCUACCUGAGGACACCACAGUGGAAGAGAGUACUGACAAGGAGGAGUGCAGCCGGCCCCAGGAGGAGGAGGACAUCAUGGACAUCCCCCUGGAUGAUCCUGAGGCCAACAGGGCUGCUGCCAAGAUUCAGGCUGGCUUUCGUGGCCACAUGACUCGCAAGAAGCUGAAGCCAGAGGACAAAACAGAAGGGGAGGAGAGACAGGAAGAUCGGGGGCAGUAGAGAGAGACGACACAUCUGUGCCAGAGCAGUGACACCCCUGUCCCGACCUGGAUGAAGAGAAAGAGGCAAAGCAAGGUAGUGAGAGACAGCCGGCAUAUGCUGGCUAGGCUGGCUUUCAGGCAGACCUUUUUACCCCAGGAGUCUUUUUUUCAACACAAAUUAGCAGUAGAAAAUGAACAGUUUUGAGGGUGUGUUAUGUGAAUCUUUUUUUUCUUCUCUUUUUUUUGUGAACUUUAACACUCCUUCUCUGCUUCUUCAGCAGCCUCAUCAGUACGGAUGUCUUUGACCCAGAAUUUGCAACUCACUGCAUGUACUUGUGAAACUUCUGGUAGUGUGCUAGUUUUUAGACGAUGAUCUGUGAAAGUGAAAAUGAAUGUCCUCUAAAUGCUAAACAGAGCUUUUUUUUCCCUUUCUUUCUUUCUUUUUUUGGAUGGAUCACUUCAUAUGCUCUGUGUGUAAACCUCGUACGCAUCACGUUGGGUGAUUAGUGGCUUAAAAAGACUUCUUAUUUUGCAUUGUUUCCUGAUGUGCUUGUAUCUUGACAGUUAUUGACCUAUUUGACUUGCUUACAAGACUGAUUAAAACAUCAAAAGAAAAGUAGCUAUGUAUGUUCUAUUUGUUUAUCUUUUUGGUCACAUGGUUAGUGAAAUUGCUCUUUCCACAUUUCCAAGCAUUUUCUAUAAAUCUGAUCUUCCAGAACAGUACGCAUGCAGUAAUUUACACUCCUCUUUAUUUGUUUCUCCAGAUGCAUUUGGUACAGCUUUAAAUAAUAACACACUGGUUCAGUAUGCUCUGUUGUUGUGUUGGUGGGUUUUACUUGUUUGACUUCUGUUAAAUCGGGUGUGUAGAAAUCCAUUGUCACUGUGUGCAGAGGUUUCAUGCUUAAAAAACAAACAAAAAAAACUGAAUAGUACCUUGCUGAACUUCGGUGUAGAGACGUGGCAUUACACUAAUAAAUCCACCUUAAAUAU